Helobdella robusta is the source of this 588-nucleotide messenger RNA. RefSeq lists its product as hypothetical. The coding region runs from base 1 to 588 and encodes 195 amino acids. Lineage: Eukaryota; Metazoa; Annelida; Clitellata; Rhynchobdellida; Glossiphoniidae. The transcript has a single exon. The record is from RefSeq and is a predicted model, not a curated record.
AUGUCUUCAAUAAACAUGAAUAAUUUAAAAAUUGAAAAUGUUCAAAAUUUGGAAGACGAAUCGUUAGAUGAUUCACUAUUCGAAACAAAUGUGAAUUAUUUUGAAAACAGGAGAAACAUGGCAAUUUACAAAGGCAAAAGAUUCAAGAAAGCAAAGAAUGCUGUAAGCAAAAUAGUUAAAAGCUCCAACAACGCUGAAAAAAUUUCAACCAAGCCCAAAAUUAAUGCCUCUCCAACAACUUCAGUAGAAAAUCUCUCCAUAAAUACCUCGGUCUGGUCAUCCGACUCUAUCGUUCCUAACAACGUCAACAACAAUUCGUAUUCAUCGUUUAUUUCUCUUUACCCAAUUUAUUUCACUGAUUGCUCAGCAAAACCUCUAACAUCUGAGGACAACAUAAGUACCAAACCAACAAUUAUCGAUGAAGAUGAAGGAUCACGCAUGUACAUCAUUUCCCAUCACAACAACUGUCCAGCAUGCAACGCUGAAAAUCGACAGUGUAGCAUUAGUGACAAUUCGGAUCAUCUAAAACAACUCUGCAUGAUAUUAGCAGUCCAACAGUCGAACUUAUCUGUGAACGGGAGAUUAUAA